CCGCCGCCUCCGCGCUCGUGGCCGGGACCCGCGGGGCCGCCUCCUCCGGGCUCCCCGGCGCCGCUGGGCUCCCGGGCGGGCGGCAGGUGCAGUGCGGCCGGGCGGCCGGCGAGGAGGGCGCCGCGGCGGCGGGUGGAUGAGAGUUGGCUCCGAUCUCCGCGCAGGGGACCCCGACCGUCAUGUUAAGGUAAAGCAGAGGGGCUCAGUGCUGAACAUGCUAAGGAGGCUGGACAAAAUCAGGUUCAGAGGUCACAAGAGAGAUGACUUCCUCGAUCUAGCAGAGUCUCCAAAUGCCUCGGACACUGAAUGUGGAGAUGAAAUACCCCUGAAAAUACCUCGGACCUCGCCCCGGGACAGCGAGGAGCUGCGGGACCCUGCUGGUCCAGGGACCCUCAUCAUGGCUGCAGGAGUCCAGGACUUUAGCCGGACAGAGUUUGAUCGACUAAAUGAGAUCAAAGGCCACCUGGAAAUCGCCCUAUUGGAAAAGCACUUCUUACAGGAGGAGCUCCGGAAGCUGCGGGAAGAAACCAACUCGGAGAUGCUGCGGCAGGAGCUGGACCGGGAGCGGCAGCGGCGGAUUGAGCUGGAGCAGAAGAUCCAGGAAGUGCUGAAGGCCAGAACCGAGGAGCAGUCAGCUCAGCAGCCUCCAAAAGGGCAGGCCCAGGUCAACAACGGAGCAGACCGCCGGAGCCAGGGGCUAUGCCCCCGCGUCCAGAAGUGGUUCUACGAGAGGUUCGGGGAGUACGUGGAGGACUUCCGCUUCCAACCCGAGGAGAGCGCCGUGGAGACGGAGGAGCCGCUCAGCGCCCGCAGGUUGACGGAGAACAUGAGGCGCCUGAAGCGCGGUGCCAAGCCUGUCACCAGCUUUGUGAAGAACCUCUCUGCCUUAUCCGACUGGUACUCCGUCUACACAUCCGCCAUCGCCUUCACCGUGUACAUGAAUGCCGUGUGGCAUGGCUGGGCCAUCCCCAUGUUCUUAUUUCUAGCAAUUUUGAGGUUAUCCCUCAAUUACCUCAUAGCCAGGGGCUGGAGGAUACAGUGGAGCAUCGUGCCAGAAGUGUCCGAAGCUGUGGAGCCUCCAAAGGAAGACCUGACCGUGUCUGAGAAGUUCCAGCUCGUGCUGGACGUUGCCCAGAAAGCUCAGAACCUCUUUGGCAAGAUGGCCGACAUCCUGGAAAAGAUCAAGAACCUGUUCAUGUGGGUGCAGCCCGAGAUCACGCAGAAGCUGUACGUCGCACUGUGGGCCGCCUUCCUUGCCUCCUGCUUCCUCCCCUACCGCCUGGUGGGGCUAGCCGUGGGACUCUAUGCCGGAAUCAAGUUUUUCCUCAUCGAUUUUAUCUUCAAACGCUGCCCGAGACUGCGCGCCAAGUACGACACUCCCUAUAUCAUCUGGAAGAGCCUGCCCACGGACCCCCAGCUCAAAGAGCGCUCCAGCGCUGCCGCCGUGUCACGCAGGCUGCAGACAGCCUCCUCACGGAGCUACGUGUCCAGUGCGCCAGCCGGCCUGAGUAAGGACGAGGACGCCGGUCGUUUCCACGGCACCAAGAAGGGCAAUUUCCAUGAAAUCUUUAACUUGACAGAAAACGAGCGUCCGCUGGCAGUGUGUGAGAACGGCUGGCGCUGCUGCCUGAUAAACCGAGACCGGAAGAUGCCGACAGACUACAUCAGGAACGGCGUGCUGUACGUGACGGAGAAUUACUUGUGCUUCGAGAGCUCCAAAUCGGGCUCUUCCAAGAGGAACAAAGUCAUCAAGCUGGUGGACAUCACAGACAUCCAGAAGUACAAGGUCCUCUCCGUCCUCCCGGGGUCGGGCAUGGGCAUUGCCGUGUCGACACCAUCCACCCAGAAACCGCUGGUGUUUGGUGCCAUGGUGCACAGAGACGAGGCCUUCGAGACCAUUUUCAACCAGUACAUGAAAAUCACAGCAGCUGCAGCGUCGGGCAGCGACAGCUAGUGUCGACUCUCUGGGACAUUGCUGGAAGUUUCUUUCUUUUUUAACAAUUUGGUAGUGGGAAAAAAAUUGGACAUCCUCGUGAUCUUUUGCAAUAAUUCCCCUCGAUCUGUGGUUUCUAUUAUGUUGAUCCUGCGUUUCACAGACCCCUCACGCAGGGGUCAGGGCUCUCGAGGGACGGUGCCGGCCUGCCCGGUGGCAGAGGCACGUCUCACAGACAUCUGUGGACACGGAGGGCAGAGGAUCCUCGGAGGCCACUGGAAAGGAUGAUACACAGGAGACACGGCACCCCAGCCGCCACCCCAGCACAGCUGCUCCUCUGUGUCCCCACCUGGACAGAGAGACCAGCACCAGCCGCGCAGCCCGGCUCUCUGGAGGCCAGAAGCUCUUCCACACCAAAGCCAUAGUGGAGGAGGGUGUCCUUCACACACUCCUCCUGGAUGUGAAGGACGUCGGUGACAAGUGACAUGGAGGCCCCUUCACCAACCACCAUAAACGAGUCAGUCGGUCUUGCUCCUUCCUUCAGCGAGACACCCUGCAGCGUGUCUUCAGAGUGCGAUCUGGCCUGCGCUCUGUGCUCGGCCUUUGUGGGGGCAUCAAGGGCUGGCGGGGAGGGGCCCCACCACCCGUCCGGGCCACCUGCCAUCUCGGCCUGAUGGGCUGGCCAGGAAGCCUGUGUUGGUGA
Molecule: messenger RNA, 2636 nt
Organism: Diceros bicornis minor
Lineage: Eukaryota; Metazoa; Chordata; Mammalia; Perissodactyla; Rhinocerotidae
Gene: GRAMD4
Product: GRAM domain containing 4
Exons: 19
Coding region: 137-1954 (605 amino acids)
Biological process (GO): apoptotic process; negative regulation of toll-like receptor 9 signaling pathway
Source: RefSeq, a predicted model, not a curated record